Aspergillus pseudotamarii is the source of this 171-nucleotide messenger RNA. RefSeq names its product putative L-PSP endoribonuclease family protein Brt1. The record is from RefSeq and is a predicted model, not a curated record. NCBI's taxonomy places the organism in Eukaryota, Fungi, Ascomycota, Eurotiomycetes, Eurotiales, Aspergillaceae. The coding region runs from base 1 to 171 and encodes 56 amino acids. Gene Ontology annotation, cellular component: mitochondrion; cytosol. Gene Ontology annotation, molecular function: deaminase activity. The transcript has 2 exons.
AUGAAGGUCCUCAAGGUAAACGUGUUCUUGUCUGACAUGGAUAACUUUGCCGAGAUGAAUUCCAUCUAUAUGCAGUACUGGGGUGAUGUGACGCCCUGUCGGACAUAUGCGGCUGUAAAGGCGCUACCCUUGAAUACAAAUAUGGAGAUUGAGUGUAUUGCUGCUGUUUAA